CUGCUGGUUCUAACUUCUAACACCGGUCGUCGUCAUUCAUAUUCACUGCUUCACCGGUUCACCGCCGGCGGCGGAAAAAAUGGCCGUCAUUUCAUCGAACUUUCUUUCUACAAUGCCGAAAUUACUCAAUCUAAACAGAGAGAUCGAUUCUUCUGUUCAUUUCACUACCUUUAAUAGAUCUCUAUUUCCAUCGCGAAGCCUGAAAACUAUAGUACCCAAGACUUCAGAAUCGUCCUUCUCCACCGCGACAACGGCUCCUGUAAUCGACGAUACAAUACCGAGAGAAGAAUCAACGAGCGUCGAUGCCCUUAAACGCUUCAUAGACCUCAGUCUAGGCAACUGGACCGGUUCUUUCUACCAAUUUGAUGGGGAGGGUAAUUUGUUGCAUAAAGUUAGCACGAAGCUGGCUGCUGGUUCAUAUGGAGAAGAUGAACUCAUCAGUUUAAUUCAGACAUUGUACAUCAAUCAAGCAUCAACAAACACUACGGUUUCUGGUGAAAUAGAGGAGCCUGAGUGGGCGGAGUACAAAAUUAAAGAGACAAAUAUGUUUACUGUAGACAAAUAUCAGCAGAUUGGUUUUUUCCCAAAUGAAAAAGCCUUUGCUCUAAGGUACCAGACUGCUGGCAUGUUGGAGAAUGUAUUAAGACAAGGAGUGUUAGGUGAAGAUGACACUGGAGAAGAGUCACCCAAAAACCUAAAGCUACCAUCUCGUCGCCCUUCUAUUGUAUGUGAGAACUGCCUUUAUUCUUUAGAGAAAGAUAUGCGUGUGAGAGCAUUCCAUAUCAUGGACCCGAAAGGCUUCCUAGAAAUGCUCAUCAUCUUCUUCGAAGAGAGAGGAGUGAAUAUUCAUCCUUCCUUUGAUGUGUCUCAAUCCGACAGGAUUACCUCUCAUAUUGGUAAGUGGAAAGGGCAUUCCAUCACGAAACGCAGUGGUGUUUAUGGAGCCACAAUUAAGGAGGUUGAUACAGUUGCAGUGCUCGAGUUUAGUGAAGAUGGAAAGCUAGUCCAGGAUACUACCUUUACAACAAAAGGAAGUGAUGUUACAUCGAAUGUUCAUUGGACGGGUACCAUGUCUAAGAACUUGGUGACGUUCGAUGGUGGUUUCCAGAUAACAUUGUUGCCGGGUGGUGUGUACAUGGCAUGUCCUUCUGACAUAAAAAAAAGUGUGGCUGAAUUCAAGUCGUUUCAUUUGGAGUUAUGUUGGCUCGAAUCACCUGACAAGAGACAGAGAUUGAUUCGCACCUACGACGCUGAAGGUUUAGCUGUCUCAUCCACUUAUAUCUUUGAGACCAAAUCAUAAAAUUCUAUGUAGUAAUAGUAAUGACAUAUCUAGCGGAUUUUAUAUUAUUUUAAAGUAUAUUAAGAUUAUGAAUUGUUAUUUCCUGAAA
This is a messenger RNA of Impatiens glandulifera, 1388 nucleotides long. RefSeq lists its product as uncharacterized. The record is from RefSeq and is a predicted model, not a curated record. The coding region runs from base 80 to 1300 and encodes 406 amino acids. Lineage: Eukaryota; Viridiplantae; Streptophyta; Magnoliopsida; Ericales; Balsaminaceae. Gene Ontology annotation, biological process: chloroplast fission. The transcript has 7 exons.